This is a messenger RNA of Telopea speciosissima, 4276 nucleotides long. Its product is annotated as DExH-box ATP-dependent RNA helicase DExH11. The transcript is spliced from 23 exons. Gene Ontology annotation, molecular function: ATP binding; RNA binding; RNA helicase activity. Gene Ontology annotation, cellular component: Ski complex. NCBI's taxonomy places the organism in Eukaryota, Viridiplantae, Streptophyta, Magnoliopsida, Proteales, Proteaceae. Gene Ontology annotation, biological process: nuclear-transcribed mRNA catabolic process, 3'-5' exonucleolytic nonsense-mediated decay. The record is from RefSeq and is a predicted model, not a curated record. The coding region runs from base 175 to 4224 and encodes 1349 amino acids.
UUUGUCUUUGGUAUGUGCUUGCACUGCUUGGUGAGGUUAAUCACGUUCGUUACUCAGUCCUCACUCAAAGACCCGCGAAACGAUGAUCUUUGAAAGCUUUUCAAAAAUUAGUUAGUACGGUGUAGUAGCGAUAGUUCCAGACUGCCGAAACCGUAAGGAAGAAGAAUUGCAGCCAUGGAUCCGAUCGUUGCAGCGAGCGAAUUCUCUUUCAGAGUCGGCUUCUCUGGCUACAGCGGUCACCUAAGGCUGGAGCCUCUCCCACCAGUCGAGCGGGCGAACCCGCUGAAAGCUGUUCCGGAUUUCAUUAUUCCACCAGCAUUUGCACCGGAAACACCUGAAUCUGUGAAGAAGUACCUGGAGGAAAAAUAUCUUCUGCCAGAAUUGGACCCUGAUGAGUUUUCUCCUGAAAAAGUGGGAAAGCAGUGGGAUUUUGAUUGGUUUGACAAAGCAAAAGUGCAUUUGGAGCCAUCAUUGUCACGAUCUGUGGUGGUUCCAACAUGGGAAUUGCCGUUUAGGCGCUUCAAGAAGGGAGCAUCUGUUCAACACAGAUGGGAACCAAAAUCUGUGCAGAUGGAUGUAGCACAUCUAAUGGAAGGAGCUCAGGAUUCUGGAUCUAUGCCACGUAUGCCUGGACCUGCAAAAGAUUUUGUGAGAGGCACCACCAACAACCGUCCUUUUCGUCCUGGAGGUCUUGAUGAUUCCCAAUCUUCGGAAAGGAUACUUCCUGAUGGUGCAUGCAAUGGUGAUUGGGUUCGUGAAGUUCUAGAUGGUGGCCCUGCACAGGUCAUUCCUCCAAGUUGCAAGCAUGGGUUAGAUCUUGGUGAUCUCAAGGCAUAUCCAUACUCAUGGAGAGUCAGUAAGGACCAAAGUGUGGUUAAGAGCACAUCAGGCGAAAAGCUGAGUGGUUUGUCUGUACAGUUUGAUGAUUUAUUUAAGAAGGCUUGGGAUGAUGAUAUUGUUGAAGAGUCAAGUGGAUAUGACACUCUCAUAGAAGCGGAGCCAGUUAAGCUAGAAAAUGAAAUGGAAAAGGCAGCCACUGUGACCAGUAGUGCUCCUGGUUCUGAAGCUUCAGUGUUAGAUGAGAUACUGUUGGCUGAUCCAGGAGGAUCAACAUCAAGGUUCGAUGGAACUGGUGAUGGUGGUGGACAACAGCCAAAAGAGGCUUGGGCUGUUAGUGGAGGGAGUGAAGGAAUUGCCGAUCAUUUUCAUGAACUUGUUCCUGAUAUGGCCCUUGAUUUUCCUUUUGAAUUAGAUACAUUCCAGAAAGCGGCUAUAUAUUAUCUUGAAAAGGGGGACUCUGUUUUCGUAGCAGCUCAUACAUCAGCUGGAAAGACUGUUGUUGCAGAAUAUGCAUUUGCUUUGGCUACAAAACAUUGCACACGGGCUGUAUAUACUGCUCCCAUAAAAACCAUCAGCAACCAGAAAUACAGGGAUUUCUGUGGAAAAUUUGAUGUUGGUCUUCUCACUGGGGAUGUUAGCUUGAGGCCCGAGGCAUCUUGUCUUAUCAUGACAACCGAAAUAUUAAGGUCAAUGCUCUACAGAGGCGCUGAUAUUAUACGCGAUAUUGAAUGGGUUAUAUUUGACGAAGUGCACUACGUCAAUGAUGUUGAAAGAGGUGUUGUUUGGGAAGAAGUUAUUAUCAUGCUUCCGAGGCAUGUCAAUAUUGUCCUCCUUUCUGCAACAGUGCCCAACACAAUAGAAUUUGCGGAUUGGAUUGGUCGGACCAAGCAAAAAAAAAUCCGCGUUACAGGGACCUCAAAAAGACCCGUUCCUUUGGAGCACUGCCUAUUCUAUUCUGGAGAGCUGUACAAAAUAUGUGAAAAUGAAACUUUUCUGCCUCAAGGAUGGAAAGCUGCUAAGGAUGCUUACAAGAAGAAAAAUUCAAGUACAGUUGGAGGUGGUACUGGAACAUAUCUUGGGUCUGCAGCAGCCCAUGGCGGAGCUCGAGUGCAGCAACGUGAAAAUCCUAACCGUGGCAAACAGAAUAAGCAUUCCGGACCUCAAAGUUUGGGUAAUUUUUCAGGGAGUGGUGGGUUGAGCCAGAGCAACUGGGGGUCGAAGAGAUCCGAGGCUUCUCUGUGGCUGUUGCUUAUAAACAAGCUUUCAAAGAAGUCCCUUUUACCCGUGGUUAUUUUUUGUUUUUCAAAGAAUCGAUGUGAUAAAUCAGCAGAUAAUUUGACUGGAACUGACCUUACCAGUAGUUCGGAGAAAAGUGAAAUUCGUGUCUUUUGUGAUAAGGCUUUUUCCCGCCUGAAGGGAUCUGACAGGAACCUUCCGCAGGUAGUCAGAGUCCAAAGCCUUCUUCGUAGAGGGAUUGGUGUGCACCAUGCAGGAUUGCUUCCCAUUGUUAAAGAAGUUGUUGAGAUGCUAUUCUGCCGUGGUGUGAUUAAGGUGUUAUUUUCGACGGAGACAUUUGCCAUGGGGGUUAAUGCUCCGGCCAGAACAGUUGUUUUUGACACUUUAAGGAAGUUUGAUGGCAAGGAGUUCAGGCAGUUGCUUCCUGGAGAGUACACUCAAAUGGCUGGUCGCGCUGGCAGGAGAGGACUCGAUAAAAUUGGUACAGUAGUUGUGAUAUGUCGGGAUGAGGUCCCAGAGGAGAGGGAUUUGAAACAUGUCAUAGUUGGAAGUGCAACUAGGCUUGAAUCUCAAUUUCGAUUAACUUACACCAUGAUCUUGCAUCUCCUUCGUGUUGAAGAGUUGAAGGUGGAAGAUAUGUUGAAGAGAAGCUUUGCUGAAUUCCAUGCUCAAAAGAAACUUCCAGAAAAGCAACAACUUCUCAUGCUAAAGCUUGCUCAACCAGCAAAAGCUAUUGAAUGCAUAAAGGGUGAACCUGCAAUUGAGGAAUACUAUGGGAUGUUAACAGAAUCUGAGAAAUAUGGAAAUCGUGUAUUGGAGACAGUCAUGCAGUCUCAAACAGCACAACAGUUCCUGUUACCUGGGAGGGUGGUGGUUGUCAAAUCACAAUCAGUAGCUGAAGACCACUUUCUUGGAGUUGUACUGAAAGCACCUUCUGCUAGUAGUAAGCAAUAUAUUGUUUUAGUACUGAGGCCUGAUUUGCCAUUAUCUAUGCAAGAUCCUUCAGUCAAUGGCAUAUUGCAAGGGAAAGAUAGUAGCAGUUCUCCGCAAGGGUAUUUUAUUGCUCCAAAAUCAAAACGUGGUGAUGAAGAAUACUUUUCAGGUGUCAGUUCUCGCAAAGGAUCGGGUACUGUCAAUAUAAAGUUACCUCACCGUGGUAGUGCAGCUGGGUUGAAUUAUGAAGUUAUUGGUGUUGAAAACAAAGAGUUCUUAAGCAUAUGCAACUGCAAAAUAAAGAUUGAUCAAGUCCGGCUUCUUGAACAUAACAACAGUGCUGCAUACUCAAAAACGGUUCAAGAGUUAUUAAAUCAGAAAUCUAAUGGACAAUACCCUCCAGCUUUAGAUCCAGUAAAAGAUCUGAAGCUGAGAGACGUGGAUCUCAUGGAAACAUACUAUGCAUGGAACAAUCUACUGGUAAAGAUGGCUGGGAACAAGUGUUAUGGAUGCAUAAAAUUUAAGGAACACAUUAUGCUGGCAAAAGACCUCAGCAAGCAUAGAGAGGAAGUGAAUGCACUAAAGUAUCAAAUGUCAGAUGAAGCACUCGAAAAGAUGCCAGAUUUUCAGGGUCGGAUUGACGUGCUAAAGGAAAUUGGUUGUAUAGACGCUGACCUUGUAGUUCAGAUCAAGGGCCGUGUGGCAUGUGAGAUGAAUUCUGGGGAGGAGUUGAUAUCAACAGAGUGCUUGUUUGAGAACCAACUGGACGACCUUCAACCAGAAGAAGCGGUUGCACUUAUGUCUGCUCUUGUAUUUCAACAAAAAAACACUUCUGAACCUUCGCUAACUGACAAUCUGGCUAAGGCAAAAAAAAGACUGUAUGAUACAGCGAUAAGACUUGGGGAGCUACAAGCACACUUUAAAUUACCAAUAAAUCCUGAAGAGUAUGCACGAGACAAUCUAAAGUUUGGCCUUGUUGAAGUAGUUUAUGAAUGGGCAAAGGGUACACCAUUUGCUGAUAUCUGUGAGCUUACAGAUGUUCCUGAAGGCCUUAUUGUGCGAACUAUUGUCCGCCUUGAUGAGACAUGUCGUGAAUUCAAGAAUGCUGCAGCAAUUAUGGGUAAUUCUGCACUCUACAAGAAAAUGGAAACUGCUUCCAAUGCAAUAAAACGUGACAUAGUUUUCGCAGCUAGCCUGUAUAUUACUGGAGUGUGAAGUACUUAUCAAAGCUCCUUUGCGUAUGUGUAAAAGACAACAAUAAAUAUUU